Microthlaspi erraticum is the source of this 1332-nucleotide messenger RNA. Lineage: Eukaryota; Viridiplantae; Streptophyta; Magnoliopsida; Brassicales; Brassicaceae. The record is from the annotation of a GenBank genome assembly.
AUGUUCGAAGGUCGACCUCGAGAUUCUUGUCUGGUUUCAACGCUUUUCACCAUGCCAAGCAACAAAGAAACCAAAUGGAGCUUUUUGAUUUCUGGGAAACGCCCUUUCCUCAACAACAACGACGACGAGAGCGAUCUUCAUAACCACCACAAGAAGAAGAUUCACAAGCUCACCGAUUUCUUAAAUCGUAACAGAGGAGACGAUGUCGACGACUGUUCCGCCGCCGCGAGCGACGACGGAGAAAACGGAUCUUCAGAUUCGGGAACGCUAAUCCCAGGGAUGAACAAAGACGACUCAAUCACCUGUUUGAUUCGUUGCUCUCGAGCCGAUUACUGCUCCAUCGCUUCGGUGAAUCGGAGCCUACGCGCUCUGAUUCGAAGCGGAGAGAUUUACAGGCUCAGGAGGUUACAAGGGACGCUCGAGCAUUGGGUUUACUUCUCGUGCCAUCUCAACGAAUGGGAAGCUUUUGAUCCGAGAUCGAAGCGGUGGAUGCAUUUGCCGAGCAUGCCGCAGAACGAGUGUUUCAGGUACGCAGACAAAGAGUCUCUCGCUGUCGGAACAGAUUUGCUUGUGUUCGGUUGGGAAGUGAGCUCCUAUGUAAUCUAUAGAUACAGUCUCUUGACUAACUCUUGGUCUACCGGGAAGAGCAUGAACAUGCCUAGAUGCUUGUUUGGCUCCGCUAGCUACGGCGAGAUCGCGGUUUUAGCCGGCGGUUGCGAUUCUUCCGGUAGGAUUCUCGACACGGCGGAGAUGUAUAACUACGAGGACCAGACUUGGUCGGUGUUGCCGGGGAUGAACAAGCGGAGGAAGAUGUGUUCCGGCGUGUUUAUGGAUGGGAAGUUUUAUGUGAUCGGUGGGAUUGGUGUUGGGGAAGGUAACGAGCCUAAAGUUUUGACUUGUGGUGAAGAGUUUGAUUUGAAGACUAGUAAAUGGAGAGAGAUCCCGGAGAUGUCGCCGCCGCGGUCGUCGUCGAACCAAAACGGGAACGGAAUGUCUGCGGCGGCCAUGGCGCCACCGCUGGUGGCGGUGGUGGAUGAUCAGCUUUACGCGGCGGAUCAUGCGGGGAUGGCGGUGAGGAGGUAUGAUAAGGAGAGGAGAGUUUGGAGGAAAGUUGGGAACUUGCCUGAGCAGGCGGGUUCGAUGAACGGUUGGGGUUUAGCGUUUAGGGCUUGUGGGGAUCGGGUUGUGGUGAUCGGUGGACCUAAGGCUCCCGGUGAAGGGUUCAUUGAGCUUAACUCAUGGGUUCCGAGUGAUGCUGCACCGGAGUGGCAUUUACUUGGCAAGAAACAGUCGGUUAAUUUCGUUUACAACUGUGCCGUUAUGAGCUGCUAA